AUGAUCCUUGAUCUUACUCCUGAUACUGAGCUGGUGAUUCUGAAGUGGAAUAAAUAUGGACGUAGCUGUUUCUCUAUCCUGGCUGUGUUCUAUGUGCUCUACGCUAUCUGCUUCAUGAUGUGCUGCAUUUACCGAGCUCUGAAACUUCAAGAUAACACCAAAAUAGAUCAAAGAGACAAUACUAUAUAUGUGCAGAAUCUUAUUUUUCACGUCCACAUCAUAUCCCAAAGUGAAAUCUGUCUGGUGGGAGAACUGGUCACAGUGACAGGAGCUACAAUAGUAUUGAUCUUGGAGAUUCCAAGUAUCUUCAGAGUUGGAGCAGCCAAAUACUUGGGACAAAUCAUCUUGGGAGGGCCCUUCCACGUCAUCAACAUCACAUAUGCUUGCAUGAUUCUAGCAACCAUGGUGAUGCAUUUCACCAGCACAACUGGAGAGGUCAUGCCUAUGUCCUUUGCCCUGAUGCUAGGAUGGUGCAAUGCUAUGUAUGUUGCACAAGGCUUCCAGAUGUUUGUCCUUAGCAUCAUGAUCCAGAAG
This is a messenger RNA of Leptosomus discolor (cuckoo roller), 534 nucleotides long. The record is from RefSeq and is a predicted model, not a curated record. NCBI's taxonomy places the organism in Eukaryota, Metazoa, Chordata, Aves, Leptosomiformes, Leptosomidae.